AUGUUGACUUUCUUCUGGUUUUCUUCUCAGGAAGAUCCUCUGCAGAGAGAAGGUCACAUGCGUUGGGGGGAAGGGUUUCUCCUGGUCUAUGACAUCACAGACAGAGGAAGCUUUGAUGAUGUCAUGUCCUUCAAGAACUCGUUAGACGAAGUCAAGAAACCCAAAAACGUCACUUUUAUUCUGGUGGGAAAUAAAGCGGAUUUGACGCAUUCCCGCCGGGUCAGCACCGCGGAGGGGGAGAGCCUGGCCGCCGACCUGUCCUGCGCCUUUUACGAAUGCUCGGCGUGUACCGGCGAAGGAAACAUCACCGAGGCGUUUCACGAACUGUGCCGAGAGAUCCGGCGACGCAAAAUGGUUCAAGGGAAGACGCGGAGAAGGAGCUCCACCACCCACGUCAAGCAAGCCAUCAAUAAAAUGCUGACCAAGAUGAGCAGCUGAGCGGCGGAGGGGGCGGGGCA
Messenger RNA from Nanorana parkeri, 458 nucleotides. It is a transcript of the gene RERG, whose product is annotated as RAS like estrogen regulated growth inhibitor. The transcript has a single exon. The record is from RefSeq and is a predicted model, not a curated record. NCBI's taxonomy places the organism in Eukaryota, Metazoa, Chordata, Amphibia, Anura, Dicroglossidae. The coding region runs from base 1 to 438 and encodes 145 amino acids. Gene Ontology annotation, molecular function: GTPase activity; GTP binding.